Gryllus bimaculatus (two-spotted cricket) is the source of this 1062-nucleotide messenger RNA. Lineage: Eukaryota; Metazoa; Arthropoda; Insecta; Orthoptera; Gryllidae. The record is from the annotation of a GenBank genome assembly.
AUGGGCAAUAAUGCCGCUACGGCUAACAAGAAGGUUGAUGCGGCCGAAUCUGUCAAAGAAUUCUUGGACCAAGCGAAAGAAGAUUUUGAAGAGAAAUGGAAAAAGAAUCCGACGAAUACUGCCUGUUUGGAUGAUUUUGAACGCAUAAAGACUUUAGGGACUGGUUCGUUUGGGAGGGUAAUGAUCGUUCAACAUAAACCAACUAAAGAGUAUUUUGCAAUGAAAAUAUUAGAUAAGCAGAAGGUGGUUAAAUUGAAGCAAGUUGAACAUACAUUAAAUGAGAAGAGGAUCCUUCAAGCCAUCAGUUUUCCUUUUCUGGUGAGCCUCAAGUAUCAUUUUAAGGACAAUUCGAAUUUGUACAUGGUGCUAGAAUAUGUACCAGGUGGAGAAAUGUUUUCUCAUCUACGAAAGGUGGGUCGAUUCAGUGAACCCCACUCACGUUUCUAUGCAGCACAGAUAGUACUAGCAUUUGAGUACCUGCAUUAUUUGGAUCUGAUAUACCGUGACCUUAAACCAGAGAAUUUGCUAAUAGAUUCUCAGGGAUAUUUGAAGGUCACAGAUUUUGGGUUUGCAAAGCGGGUAAAGGGUCGAACCUGGACCCUAUGUGGAACCCCUGAGUACCUGGCUCCAGAAAUCAUCCUGAGUAAAGGGUACAACAAAGCUGUUGACUGGUGGGCUCUUGGCGUCCUGGUGUAUGAAAUGGCAGCUGGUUAUCCACCAUUUUUUGCGGAUCAGCCCAUACAAAUCUAUGAGAAGAUUGUGUCUGGUAAGGUGCGGUUUCCAUCACAUUUUGGUUCCGACCUGAAGGACAUGUUGCGGAAUCUCCUGCAAGUGGACCUCACCAAGCGCUAUGGCAAUUUGAAGAAUGGAGUGAAUGACAUCAAGGGCCACAAGUGGUUUGCUUCCACCGACUGGAUUGCAGUGUUCCAGAAGAAGAUCGAGGCGCCUUUCAUCCCCCGAUGCAAAGGACCAGGUGACACCAGUAACUUUGAUGACUAUGAGGAGGAGGCAUUACGAAUCUCAUCGACAGAGAAGUGCGCCAAGGAGUUUGCUGAGUUUUGA